UCUGAAAAUUUAUCAUCAUUUUCCCUUUACAUGCUUUCUUUUACGUCAGCUCACCUGUCCCUUCUCUUUUAUUUUCCUUCCACCAUUUUCCGCUCCCACUCGGCAACUGCGGAAGCUUACCAAGCACUUGACCCGUUCCUGAAAAAUAAUCGGGGACCACCAAAACUGAGGCGGUUAAAUACUUCAGGGGAAGGAAAGGUCAACUUACUCGGAAGCAAAAGUAUCAAUUCAGUUUUGAACCUUCACCCAGGUCUACAAGACAAUGCCGACCCGGUUCUCUAAGACCCGUAAGCACCGCGGACAUGUUUCCGCUGGUUAUGG
Molecule: messenger RNA, 321 nt
Organism: Cantharellus anzutake
Lineage: Eukaryota; Fungi; Basidiomycota; Agaricomycetes; Cantharellales; Hydnaceae
Exons: 2
Coding region: 31-282 (83 amino acids)
Source: RefSeq, a predicted model, not a curated record